AUGUUCACCCUGGGGACAGAAAAGCUGUGGCUGACGUUUGCUCCUGUGGCUGAUAAGGCAGCUGUCUACUUCCACAUUUCCCUGGAGAUGGUCAACUGGCUCUCAGUAGUGUACCUCCUCAUCUCAAUCCCAUUUGGUCUGGUGGCAACAUGGGUUCUCGACAGCGUGGGGCUCAGAUCUACUGUGAUCCUGAGCGCGUGGCUGAACAUGAUGGGUAGUGUCAUCCGGAUAUUCAGCGUCCUGAAGUUCCUGGGCUUGGAUUCCCAGAGUUACUGGUACCUAUUUACUGGGCAGUGCCUCUGUGCACUGGCACAGCCACUUAUCAUCUUUUCACCGACAAAACUGGCAGCGCUGUGGUUCCCAGACCACCAGAGAGCAACAGCAAAUAUGAUCGCAUCAAUGUCCAAUCCUUUGGGUAUUCUUAUAGCAAACGUGCUGUCACCUGCACUAGUUCCUGAAGGAAAGCACAUCCCAUUGAUGCUGGGUGUUUAUGCCAUCCCAGCAGUAACAGCCUGUGCUGUAGCAACUGUGGGGAUUCAUGAGAAGGUUCCUCCAACACCUCCUUCAGCCAGUGCCACUAAGUCCAGCUCCCAGCCAUUCCUCACGGGGCUCAAAAUGCUCCUGAGAAACAAGCCAUACAUCAUCCUGGCAGUGUGCUUUGGAGGAGGAAUUGGGAUGUUCACCUGCUUUUCAGCUCUGCUAGAACAGAUCCUUUGUGAAAAGGGGUAUUCAAAUGAAUUUGCUGGCCUGAAUGGUGCACUGUUCACAGUGUGUGGUUUGUUGGGUGCUUUCCUGCUAGGCCUGUAUGUCGACCGGACAAGGAAGUUCAUAGAGUCCACCAAGAUUUGUUUCUGUCUGAGUGCACUUGCCAGCAUCAUGUUCGCAGUGACUUCUCGGUUCAGACAUCGGGCCAUCACGCUGGCCAUCACCAGCUCGCUCUUUGGUUUCUUCGGUUUUGCCAUCUACCCUAUUGCCAUGGAGCUGGCUGUGGAGUGCUCCUACCCUGUGGGAGAGGGCACAUCUACAGGCCUGAUUUUUGUUGCAAGCCAGAUUGAAGGUGUGAUUUUAAUGAUUCUGUUACAAGCCCUCACCGUGCAUGUUUCUGAGGAUCCGUCCUCCACCUGUGCCCUUGAUCAGGAUGGAGCCCUGGACUGGACAACUCCGGUACUGGUGCUGGCUGGCCUCUGUAGUGCUAUGGCUUGUUUCUACGUCAUCUUCUUCCACACUGACUACAAGCGGCUCCAUGCUGAGACAAACAGUGGUGAUUUGGUCAAGGCAGAAGAUACAGCAACAGCAAAUAUUCCUGAAGCCUAACCAGGCCAAAAAGGGGAUGCCAAGGGCCCAGUAAGGGAAGGACUCAGACCUGUGGGCAGGGACCAUGACUGCAAAUGCUCAGCUGGCACACUGGGAUAUUCAGGUCCUGUUGCACAACAAGCAAGGGCUAGAGCAGAGGUGUCACUGGGGCACCUUUGCUGUGCUUCCCUCAAUCUUGUAUUUAUUUGUGAGUCCAGGCUGUAAGAAAGGCUGCCAGAAAGGUCAAAGUGGGACUGGACAACUAAGCAGGUAACAGGGAUUUUUAGCUGACUUGAUUCAAGUUAAAGAACUGUUUCAGAGGAAAGGAAUAUCAUAUUUCAGCUAUUUUUUCAUUUUCAUGUACUUGUAUCAGGGGUGAAGCUUUCAGAGGGGUGGAAGCUGUGCCUGUCACAAAGCCAGUGGAAAACCUCUGUUUAAGGACUGUGGUUCUUGUACAGCAUAACAACUCUUCCACUCUAAGGCUGGAGCUAAUUGUACAUCUUAGCUAAAGGGUCGUAGGAGCUACAGUAUCCUUCCAUUGCAGCAGGGAAGUGUACGUAUGUGAUCUAUAAUGCAAGUCUGUUAUAAUAAGCCACUUUGUCCUCUCUUACAAACAAGAAAAGAAAAGCCCUGCCUGCAGUGCUGCCUGUAAAAGAAAGUAUCAGUAAGCAGCAGAAGUUAAAUAUGGCAGCAUUCUUCACCCUUCUGGUCCUCUGCCAGAUGCUGAGACAUGCAGGAUAAGCUUGUUUUACUGGGGCUUCUGUUGUUUCUCCACCUCUCCUGCAGUUCCAGUGGGUUAGUUAAGUUUUCCACAAGAAGAUGAACAUGCUGGUGUAAGAUGAGGGUAGUGUACCCUCCCCAGGCCAACUCAUGCUCUCCUGUAGGGAAACACUAAGAGGGCAGCUCACUUUUUGGGGAAUGACAUGGCGGUGCCUGGUGUGGUAGGAGCUGGCAGGAGAACUGGCAAAGGUGACCACUUAGAGAAGGCAGGGAUGUGUCAUAAGUUUCUGCACAUGAUAGGGGCUUUCCAGGGAAGACCAAGUAAGAAACAACAUCAACAAGCACCUUCCAGUUCUCUCUGCAGCUGACAGCUGUUCUUCAGUCUUAGAAGAGAGGGGUAGUGACACAAAAGAUCCCCUCUGAAGUUGUUACCCUAACAAUUGCAAUGGGUACAACUGGAUUUUUCAUUUUACAGUACUUCCACAGCAGUCCAGUGUCCUGCUUUGUUGUUCAGGUCUAGAUGUACAACCUGAGAACUUUUUAACCUAUAACAUUUCAGUGGACUUGGUGAUGCUUCAUACCAUGCAUCUUGCAAGAGGAUCUGAGUACUUCUUGAUUAAAGUAACUUGAUGCACAUUGGACCUGUGACUGGCUUUGUCCAGUCCAGCUAGAGGAUGAUCCCAAAGCAAAGGAUGCACUUCCCCUGAGGCACACUGUACGGAGGAGCUCUCUCAGUGCCUGAAUUAUCUUCCCCAUUAGCAACUGGAAAUCUCUUCCUUUGUAAAACACCUAGCUGCAUCCUUCUUGGGAGCCUGCUAGUUCCUACAGCUCCAGCCUUGCUCUCACUAGUAAGCACUGUCAAAAGGAGCAGGAAGGAAGUCUGAACCUGAGGUGAAACAAGAUCAGUUUGGACCUGUCAGAGGAAUGGGAUUAGCUGUCUUUUGCAAAACUAGCUGGUCAGUUCUGCAGCCCUGGACCUAAUACACCAAACAGUUUAACACCAAAUUUACAUGCUACUCCUGAGUCCUACUGUACUGGGAAGCAAGAAGCACUUGGUACUUUAUAAUUUUAUAUAUUUACAAAUGCUUAUGUUUUUUAAUAAAGGGUGGUUUAAGAAAAGAUAAUUCUUUUCUCACUAUAUUACACUUCAAAAAGUAUUUUAUAGAUGCAAGGGUGCAUCAGAUCUGCUAUGUAGCACAAACCAAAGGUCUCUGUAUUUGCCAAAAGUGCAUUAAGUUGUGGUCAAAGUGAUGAUGUGAAGUGGUAUCUCAGAUCCCUAAAAUCACAGUGUGAAAUUAGCUGUAGGUUAAACUACAGUUAGCUCUAUUUUGAAGGAUAUGUUAGAGGGGUGAGGAAAUACUGCUAGCAAAUGUCUCCAAAAUCUGCCAUUGCCCUAGUCAGAAAGUCUGCCUUGCACCAGCUAAGACACGCUUAUCUUUAUCCACGCAUAUAAAAGAGAUUUGAAUGAGGAGAUUUUUCUCUCUACUCAUGCAUCAGACUUAUAGGUGUCUGAGGUUCAUUCUGAAUUCCUACUGUGUAGCGGAGCAGGUAGCUCCUCCACUAUAUAGUUUGUCAUACCCUGGCAGCAUGCCAUAGAGGAGUUAUGGCAUUGCUAACAGUGAGGCCCAGUAGCUUGCACAAAUAGCACCUUGCACCAUCGGCUGUUUCUGCUGCUUCAGCUAACUUCACAUUUUGUCUUUAGAACAACAGAGGCUCAAAUUUCUGUGCUAGUCUGUAAUUACCACCAUAGCUGAAGUCAGCUUACUACUGUAGAUUCUUCUUCUCAAAGCUGCAUAACUUGUCUGUCUCUCACAGCUCCCAUUUAGAUGUGCCUUUCCCUGGGAAGCCUGCGGAAAGCGUGAAGCUGAAAUCUUAGCAGGACAGAGGAAUUUUGAUGUUAAGGCAUGGGUCUGGUAUGCUGGGGUGGACCCAUGUCCGCUCCUCACCAAAAGAGUGG
This is a messenger RNA of Haliaeetus leucocephalus (bald eagle), 3970 nucleotides long. RefSeq names its product major facilitator superfamily domain containing 7 (gene SLC49A3). The transcript is spliced from 10 exons. Gene Ontology annotation, biological process: transmembrane transport. Gene Ontology annotation, molecular function: transmembrane transporter activity. Gene Ontology annotation, cellular component: membrane. The record is from RefSeq and is a predicted model, not a curated record. Bases 1 to 1314 code for a protein of 437 amino acids. NCBI's taxonomy places the organism in Eukaryota, Metazoa, Chordata, Aves, Accipitriformes, Accipitridae.